Molecule: messenger RNA, 906 nt
Organism: Cladocopium goreaui
Lineage: Eukaryota; Dinophyceae; Suessiales; Symbiodiniaceae
Source: the annotation of a GenBank genome assembly
GUCAGAGCCAAGCAUCAUACUAGUAGAGGUUUUGGAGCAGGAAAGUAGGCACAGCUGUGCAGUUGCAAAUCGAACUGGGUUUUGACAAGCAUGAAGCUUCUGCAACGAGCCUCAUGCAGAAGAUCACUUUGCGACUUUGUUGGAGUCCAGGUGCGCGGUGUUGUGAGCAUGACAGGCCACGACAGACCGACUCCUGCCUUCAUCUUCUCCCCGGAGAAUUUCAGACGUCCGGAUUUACCCAACGGUCUGAAAGUCCGGGACAUUGUCCCAGAAAUUGCGAGUGACGAUACCUUGGCUGGACUCGGAAGGUUGGUGCAUGAUCCCGAGGAUUUCACCGUGGCUGGGAAGACCUUCGAGAUCACCAAAUGGCCACAGCUGGGCUGGCGACCUUUGGAUCCUGGAACCGGCGAUGAGGCUGGAACCACGGAAGGGGACUUUGAAGUGCAAUGGCAGGGCGAUUUCUUCUAUGGAAAGAAUCUAGCCAUUGCGACGGAAAACAACGAAUACUUGGAUGGGCUUGGAGCCUUGCCAGAACUGGCGGAGACUGACAAAGAUGCAGACGCUAGUUCUAUACAUUUGUGGAUGAGCGACUACCAUCCCGAUGGUGGACAACUCUUUUGGCCACGUCAGCCGAUUCCAUUCUCUGUAUGUCUCGGACCCGCAUCACGCGGGGAUGACAUUAAACCGGAGGAUAUGCGUGCUUUCCAUGUGCCAGCUGGAAAGGGAGUUUACAUACAUCCUGGUACAUGGCACAAUGGCAUUUACGUGGCUCCCCGCUACACGGCAGGGGCGCCUGCUCGCUUUCUGACCCGGCAGGGCAGAGUCCACGCCAGGAUUUCUGUGAGCUGGGCGAGUGAGUUCCAAACUGUGCUCAGGAUGCCCUUGGCGUGAGCGUUAAGAAAAAGA